UCAAAAAUAUUCCAAGGACUAAAAAGUAAAAAUAUCUGUUCUAGGCAUAGUUAGAGACGGAGACAAACAGGAACAAAAGGGAGAUCGAAGUAAAACACCAUAAUAACAUAAUAACACGCAUUGUUCAGUUUUGAUCUUUAGCUGUUUUUAAGAUAUUAAUGGCCGCAAAAUGUGUACAAUCAAUUCAUGAAGAACACACAUCAUCCUUGACUUAUGGAAGCUCUCCGUCAGAAAUGCACACUGCCAUUAAAAGUGAACUUGCCUCUACUGCAUUACUUUCAGGCGGUCAUGUCAUGGCAGCUAUAAUUAACCAGCAACCAUUAAAAAUGGACACGGAUAGUAUCAGUGGUGAGAAAAAGAAGGAUAAACGCUCUCGCAAACGUAGAAAUAAUAUAUUAUGUCCUGGAGAGGAAUCUGAUGGUGGGAAGUCCGUGGAGGAUGGUAAUGAAAGACAUGAUCGGCAAAAUGAUGGCACCUCUGAAUGCUCAGGUAGUCAGGAAUCCCAGAAGGUUUCUGUUAGGUGGAACCCAAAUGGAUCAUGCAGACCCAUGAUUGAUGAAGCUCCUGUAUUUUAUCCUAAUGAUGAGGAAUUUGAGGACACACUAAGUUACAUUGCAAAAAUUCGUGAGAAGGCAGAACCAUAUGGAAUAUGCCGUGUCGUACCUCCUCCUUCCUGGCAGCCACCUUGUCCUUUAAGAGAAAAAGGUAUAUGGGAGCAAGCUAAGUUUGGUACUCGGAUUCAACAAGUCGACAAGCUUCAAAACAGGGAGUCCAUGAGCAAGAAAUCCCGAAAUCGUAGCCACCGAAAAAGGAAGAGAAAGAGGCGCUCAAAGAUGGGAUCGAGCAGGAGGCGUCCCAAAACAGAAAGUUUUGAGAGCAAUGACUGUGCUGCCUCUGACACAGAUGAGAAGUUUGGAUUUCAUUCGGGUUCAGAUUUCAGUCUGAGCAGUUUUCAGGAAUAUGCCAAUAAUUUUAGAGAAAAGUAUUUCGGGACAAUGUAUAUUGAAGAUAAUAUAAACUACUCCGGUGAUGAACUUAACAAAUGUUCGGUGCCAUCGGUAGAAGAGAUAGAAGGUGAAUAUUGGCGAAUAGUUGAGAAACCAACAGAUGAAGUUGAGGUUCAUUACGGAGCUGAUCUGGAAACUGGGGUUUUUGGAAGUGGAUUUCCUAAAUUAUCGUCCUUGAUUACUGAAAACAAUACAGACCAGUAUGUGUUGUCUGGGUGGAACCUAAAUAACUUUCCGCGGCUACCAGGUUCAGUACUUUGUUUCGAAGGAGAAGACAUAUCUGGGGUUCUAGUUCCAUGGCUGUAUAUUGGCAUGUGUUUCUCAUCAUUUUGUUGGCAUGUCGAGGAUCACCACCUUUACUCGCUAAAUUAUUUGCAUAUGGGUGAACCUAAGAUUUGGUAUGGAGUCCCUGGAACUCAUGCUUCUGAAUUGGAGGAUGCUAUGAGAAAACAUCUACCUGAUCUGUUUGCAGAACAACCAGAUUUACUUCAUGAAUUGGUCACCCAGUUAUCUCCAUCGGUUCUAAAAUCUGAGGGUGUUCCUGUCUACCGAGUUGUUCAGCGUUCUGGAGAGUUUGUUCUGACUUUCCCUAAGGCAUACCACUCUGGUUUCAAUUGUGGAUUUAAUUGUGCUGAGGCUGUGAACGUUGCUCCAGUUGACUGGUUACCACAUGGACAAAGUGCAGUAGAGCUGUACAGUGAUCAGUGUCGAAAGACAUCUAUAUCCCAUGAUAAGUUGCUUCUUGGGGCAGCUAGGGAAGCUGUUUGUGCUCUCCAGGAGCUCUUAAUCCUUGGAAAGAAAACACCAAGAAAUUUUAGUUGGAAACGUGUUUGUGGGAAGGAUGGGAUACUUACUGCAGCAAUCAAGACCCGUGUACAAAUGGAGCAGGAAAGAAGAGAUGAUCUUCCAAUUAUUUCACGAACGCGGAGGAUGGACAGUGACUUUGAUUUCACCAAGGAGAGAGAGUGUUUUUCAUGCUUCUAUGAUUUGCACCUCUCUGCUUGUGGUUGCAAAUGUUCAUCUGACCGCUUUUCAUGCCUAAAACAUGCAAAAGUUUUAUGUUCAUGUGAACCAGGCCGGAGAUUUUUCAUUUUUCGCUAUGAUAUGGAUGAACUAAACACCCUAGUUGAAGCUUUGGAAGGAAACUUAGAAUCCUUGCGGCGUUGGGUGUCGGAGGACACAGCAGCUGAUGUCCAAAAGCUGGAUCCAGGGAAUGAGAUAUCCAAGUUCGAGUAUACUAACAGAACGGAAAAGCAAUCUUGUUCCAAACCGAGAGAAGAAAUCCCAAACAUGAAUGACCUUUGCAAGUCUGACAGUUGUUCCAAGGAUGUAAUUCACUCAGAAAAUAAAGUUGAUGUUAAAGGUAUGGGAUCAGACCGAUGCUUUGAUUUGAAUUUCCAGAGUGUGUCUGAUGAUUGUGAAUCAAAGGGACCAGAAGUACACGAUAUUUGCAUUAGAAAAGCCUCUACCAUUUCUGUGGCCGACAGUUACACAUCAAGCAUUAAAAAAGAAAAAGUUCGUCGAUGUUCUGAUGAAGCUGUAGAGCCUGAAACUAUGAGCCUUGACAAUAAAGAACAAACUAAGGGUCAGCUUAUCCGAGAGAAUUUAAGUUCUUAUUGUGAAUCUGCGGUUUCUCACUUCGAUCAGUCAACUCAAUGUGCAAUGGACGAAAUGCAUCCUUGUACAUCUAAUGGUCCUAAGCUGUUCGGAGUUGACCUUGUAAGAGUUUCACAUCCAUGUUCUCCUGUUGCAUCAACUAGCUCUGGAAGAGCCGAGAACAAAAGAUCCAAUUCAAACAUAGAAGUUUGUCCGACUGAUCAAAUAUGCGAGGCACAGAAGUUGAAUGUUGAGCCUCUAAAUCAUGGAACUGUGGUAUCUGGAAAGCAAUGGUCCAGUAACCUGAUCAAAUUUCCCAAAGGAUUUAAAAGCCGAGUCAGUUACCUUAGUGUAGUUGAUCCAACAAAAAUGUGUAGCUAUAUUUCUGAAGUUGUGGACGCUGGCCUCCUUGGUCCACUAUUUAAGGUUACAGUAGAGCACCACCCAGAUAUGGUUUUCACUAAUGUCUCGGCGCAGAAGUGCUGGGAAAUGGUAGUAGAAAGACUAAAUAAAGAAAUUCAAAAUUAUCAUUCUUCAGGUAGACAAGGUGCAUCAUCCUCAUUGCAAGAUCCCCGGAGCAUCAAUGGUCUUGAAAUGUUUGGAUUGUUGUCUCCAGAAAUUGUUAAGGUUACCGAAGGUGUUGAUGCUUAUUGUGGCUUGGAUAGUCAGCAUUCAAGCGAAAAAAGUCUUUAUGCCUUGGAUAUCGUUAAGCAGAAUGCAGGAUCAACUUACUCUCACGGGAAAUCAAUAAAUAAUAAUCUCGAUGAGGAUUUGACUAGACAACCCCAUAAUAAAAAGUUAAAAAUGGAAGUUGAUCCAUCAGUUGCUGAUUUGCAUUCUGUAUUAAAAGAAUUGCUUCUCAAGGCAAAUGCCGACCAACUGGCGAAGAUUCGUAGGGUAUUCUCUAAUGAGUUGUCUAGUACUGAUUGGAAAUCGGCGUUCAAGUUUGCGAUUGAUGAGAUUGAGAAUUAAACUAUAAAUAGCCAUGGCAUAGAAAAUCAGAAUAAACAUUCUUUUCAUUUAUUUAUUUGUUUUGAUAAUUUUUCCUCCUUAAGCAUCACACAGGUAUGUAGUGGUAGGUCCUAAUUCUUUAUUUAUGUCCACGGUGAUCAUGGGGAGGUGUAAAAUUUGUCUUCUCGUGAACAUUCGAGGUCUUUUUGUUCUAAUUGUUAUCCCAUUUUUACUUCUCACCAUUACCGAGUCUUGUACAUAAUCUAUUCCACUAAUCAAAAAGGUAGUAAUUUUUCUUC
Messenger RNA from Papaver somniferum (opium poppy), 3853 nucleotides. Its product is annotated as lysine-specific demethylase JMJ18-like. Bases 159 to 3575 code for a protein of 1138 amino acids. Lineage: Eukaryota; Viridiplantae; Streptophyta; Magnoliopsida; Ranunculales; Papaveraceae. Gene Ontology annotation, biological process: chromatin remodeling. Gene Ontology annotation, cellular component: nucleus. The record is from RefSeq and is a predicted model, not a curated record. Gene Ontology annotation, molecular function: histone H3K4me/H3K4me2/H3K4me3 demethylase activity. The transcript has 12 exons.